Diceros bicornis minor is the source of this 1086-nucleotide messenger RNA. RefSeq names its product selenoprotein V (gene SELENOV). Gene Ontology annotation, biological process: response to selenium ion. Gene Ontology annotation, cellular component: cytosol. The transcript has 6 exons. NCBI's taxonomy places the organism in Eukaryota, Metazoa, Chordata, Mammalia, Perissodactyla, Rhinocerotidae. The record is from RefSeq and is a predicted model, not a curated record.
AUGAACAACCAGGCGAGGGCCCCAGUCCCCUCCCCGGCCCGGACCUCGGGCUCGGUCCGGGCUUCGACCCCGGUCAGGACUUCGAUCCCGGUUCGGACCUCGACUCUGGUCCGGGCCUCGACCCCCGUCCGGACCCCGACUCUGGUGCGGGCCUCCACUCCCGUCCGCCCCCCGACCCCUGUCCAGACACCGACUCCGGUCCGGGCCUCAACCCCUGUCUGGCCCCCGACUCCCGUUCGGACGCCGACUCCGGUCGAGGCCUCGACCCCCGUCCGGACCCCGACUCCCGUCGGGACCUCGACCCCCAACCGGACCCCCGUCCGGACCCCGACUCCGGUCUGGACCUGGACCCUGGUCCGGAUCCCAACCCCAACCCCAUCCUCGGUCCCUGCCUCGGAAUCCUUCUCAAACUCCGCCCCGUCCUUGGAUCCGCCCCCAGAACCUGCUGCGGAGCCCCCAUUGUCGCCCAACAAGGACCCUGCGCCCACGCCGCCAAGUGUGAAGCACGUCCCCUCGGUGGCCAAGGGAUUUGGGCCCCCCCAGGCGCCCCUUCCUGCGCUCCCUCCAUCGGCCACUGAUUUACCGGGGCCCAACCUGGGGUCCAUCCCCAGGGCAGAUCCAUCCACCACCAAGUUGACAGAUCCCCCUCCUGGACCCAUCGUGCCCAUCGUGGGGACCGUCCCGUCCACCACGCCGAUUUCUCCCAGCCCGUUAGCCUCCACCAGCGAGAACUUUCAAGUGGACAGCAAGAUCACGAUUCGAGUGAUCUACUGUGGCCUCUGAAGCUACGGCCUUCGGUAUAUUCUACUGAAAAAGAGUCUGGACCAGCAAUUUCCAAAUCGUCUACUCUUUGAGCAGGACAUAUCCGCCCAGGCUUCAGGGGAGUUUGAAGUGUUUGUGGAAGGGACACUGGUCCAUUCGAAGAAGAAGGGUGACGGCUUUGUGGACGAGGUCAGUCUGCGGAAAAUUGUGAGCGUCAUCAACGAGGAGAUCAGGAAGAGGUAGCAGGCACCUGGGGAGCCGGAGGAGCCCCAGCUGGAUGACGAGAAGGGCUGAAAUGUUGCCAGGUCCUUUUCUGAUGGCGGC